This is a messenger RNA of Medicago truncatula (barrel medic), 1255 nucleotides long. RefSeq names its product peroxidase P7. The transcript has 3 exons. The coding region runs from base 62 to 1015 and encodes 317 amino acids. Lineage: Eukaryota; Viridiplantae; Streptophyta; Magnoliopsida; Fabales; Fabaceae. The record is from RefSeq and is a predicted model, not a curated record. Gene Ontology annotation, molecular function: peroxidase activity; heme binding. Gene Ontology annotation, biological process: response to oxidative stress; hydrogen peroxide catabolic process.
CUCACUUUGUUUAGCUACUCCAUUGGCAGCUUAAAGCUCUAAAAUUUAGAGAUUUAUUAAUAUGGCUACCUUUAUGAAAUUAUUUGUUAUACUCUCCAUUUUUUCUCUCUUAGCUUGUUCUACAAAUGCACAACUUGUUAAUAACUUCUAUGGUACAACCUGCCCUAGCCUUCAAACCAUUGUGCGCAAUAAAAUGACUAGUGCUAUCAAAACAGAACCUCGGAUCGGGGCUUCUAUACUUCGCUUGUUCUUCCAUGAUUGCUUUGUUAAUGGAUGUGAUGGAUCAAUCUUAUUGGAUGACACUGCCACCUUUACCGGUGAGAAAAAUGCCGCACCUAACAAAAAUUCAGCUAGGGGUUUCGAAGUGAUUGACACCAUUAAAACCAGUGUUGAAGCUUCUUGCAAUGCCACUGUAUCUUGUGCUGAUAUUCUAGCACUUGCAGCAAGAGAUGGAGUAUUUCUGCUUGGAGGACCAACAUGGGUAGUACCACUUGGAAGAAGAGAUGCAAGAACAGCAAGCCAAAGUGCAGCAAAUAGUCAAAUCCCUUCACCAUUUUCUGACCUUUCCACUCUCACUACAAUGUUUUCAGCCAAGGGUCUAACUGCAAGUGACCUCACAGUACUUUCUGGUGCACACACCAUAGGCCAAGGAGAGUGCCAAUUUUUCAGAAAUCGCAUAUACAAUGAAACCAACAUUGACACAAACUUUGCAACCUUAAGGAAAUCAAAUUGUCCUCUUUCUGGUGGUGACACCAAUUUAGCACCACUUGAUACUCUCACUCCAACAAGUUUUGAUAACAAUUACUAUAAAAACCUUGUUGCAAGCAAAGGUCUUUUCCAUUCUGAUCAAGCUCUUUUCAAUAAUGGGUCUCAAGAUAAUUUGGUUAGGAGUUAUAGUACCAAUGGUGCUACUUUUUCUAGAGACUUUGCCGUUGCUAUGGUGAAACUGAGUAAAAUUAGUCCUCUAACUGGGACUAAUGGGGAGAUUAGAAAGAAUUGCAGGCUUGUGAAUUGAUCUUGAAUUGGAGGGCUUAUAAGCAAUUAAAUAAAGAUUUUUGUGGGAUUGAUUAAUUACAAGGUCUAAGUCAUAAAGGUUGACUAGAUCUUGGACACAUUGGCAAUUGUAGUAUUGUUGUUACUUUUUCAUUUUUGAUAAUUUGAAUGUUUGUAGUUCCACAAAUACAUGAAAGUUGUUAUAUGUAUGUUAUUUGUUUUGCUUUAAGUAAUGAACGGAUCAAAGUAAUUUUAUGUUGGA